Messenger RNA from Hippocampus comes (tiger tail seahorse), 578 nucleotides. RefSeq names its product cytochrome b-c1 complex subunit 6, mitochondrial-like. Gene Ontology annotation, cellular component: respiratory chain complex III. Lineage: Eukaryota; Metazoa; Chordata; Actinopteri; Syngnathiformes; Syngnathidae. The transcript is spliced from 4 exons. Gene Ontology annotation, biological process: mitochondrial electron transport, ubiquinol to cytochrome c. The record is from RefSeq and is a predicted model, not a curated record. Bases 131 to 403 code for a protein of 90 amino acids.
GUUUAUUUUGAAAGACGGAAACUACCGACUCGCUAGCUUUCCUCAUAGGUUUGACUUGUCCUGCAGUGUCCUCCAAAUAAAUCAGUGGAUUUGGUUUGUGGUCGGGUCAGGACGCGGGACAGCAGCAAAUAUGGUCCUUGACGAGAAAGUGAUCACGAACGGAGAACCAGACGAUGAAGAAGAAGAAGAGGAGGAGGAAGACUUAGUGGAUCCCCUGGAAACGAUGCGCGAAAAGUGUGCUGAGAUCGAGCACUGCGUACAUACUCAAGCACGUCUGGAGCAAUGUGAGACCAGAGUGAACGCUCGCUCCUCCACAACGGAAGACUGCACCGAGGAGCUUUUUGACUUCCUCCAUGCUAGGGACCAUUGUGUGGCGCACAAACUCUUUCAUUCAGUGAAAUGAAUUCCCUCUUGCAAUUGGCAGUGCCAGUGGCCCUUAAGGAGAGAAUGGUUCUAAAUGCAUCUAAAAUAUUUACUGUAUGUAUAUGUCUAUGCUGUAUGUUGUUUUAUCUGUAUGAUCAUGUGAGGAAACUGCAGAGCAAGUGGAAGCAAUAAUUAAAGUGAAAGGCUCAAGACAA